AUUUCAAGUAAGUAGGUUUCCCUUACAACAUAACCUGAUUAAAUUGUACCGUUUAGUGUUGGCUCUACUUAUGACUGUUUUAAAGGAAUGUAUAUUUCUUAAUAUGUUUUCUUUGUAAUAAGUUGUUUAUUAUAUGUACGAUUGAUAUAAUAAUUGAAAAUAUAUGAAAAUCUAAAAAUACUACUUGGUAGAGUGGAUUUAAAAAAAUUGAAAUGAAUAACCAAUCGAGCUCUGCUCCAUCGGUGCAGGAAUAUUCUAUCAGAGUUCCCAAAAAUGUGAAGAAAAAGUUUCAUGUAAUGCGGUUUAAUCCCGUAUCAAAUAUUGAUUUUACAAAAUGGUCACAAGUUCGAAUGGAGAGAGAAAAUAAUAUCAAAGAAUUUAGAAAUCUUGAUGAAGAUCAACCUAAGUUUGGUGCUGGUAGUGAGUAUGGUAGAGAAGCCAGAGAAGAAGCGAGGAGAAAGAAAUAUGGUAUUAUUACACGUAAAUACAAACCUGAAGAUCAGCCUUGGAUUUUGAAAAUCGGAGGGAAAACUGGAAAGAAGUUUAAGGGUAUCAGAGAGGGAGGUGUAGCUGAAAAUGCAUCUUAUUACGUAUUUACUCACGCAGCAGAUGGUGGUAUCGAAGCAUACCCUCUCACAGAAUGGUACAACUUCCAACCCAUUCAAAGAUACAAAGCUUUAUCAGCAGAAGAAGCAGAACAGGAAUUCGGAAGGAGAAACAAAGUAAUGAAUUUCUUUUCGCUUAUGUUGAGAAAGAGAUUAAAAAAGGAUGAAGAAGGAGAUGGAGAAGAGGGAGAAGAAUUAAACCUUAAAAAGGGCAAGAAAAAAUCAAAUGAUUUGAAAAUUUCUGAAAUGGAUGAUUGGAUUGAUUCUGAUGAUGAAUCAAGUUCAAAUAAUGAAGGUGAGGAAGAUGAAGAAAAGAAAGAAAAGAAAGCAAAAGAUAAGAAGAAAAAAAAAAAAGGAGAAAAGCCCAAAACAAAGAAACAAAAAGGUUCCGAUGAAUCUGCUUUUGAAGAAAGUGAUGAUGGUGAUGAAGAAGGAAGAGAACUUGACUAUAUAUCAGAUUCUUCUGACAGCGAUUUAGAUCAUGAAGGAAAGAUAGAUAAAGAAAUGAAAGGUGUUGCCGAAGAAAGUGCUCUCAGGCGUUUACUUACCUCUGACGAAGACGAAGAGGAUGAAGAAAACAAAAAAGAAGAAGGGAAGGAAGGUCAAAAGGAAAAUAAAGAAGCAGAACAGAAAGAAAAAGACAGUAAAAAAAGAAAAAGAAAGAAGAAAGCCAAUGAAAAGAAGAAGGCAGUAGCCGCAGAUGGAGAAACUUCUUCAGAUUCAAGUGGGGACAGUUCCGAUUCAGAAGUAACUGAAGGAAAGAAAGAUGCUAGCAGUGCAUCAAAUUCAAGAUGCCCUAGCCCAGUUGAUAAGAAAACGGAAAUGUCUCCAGCAAAGAAGGCCAAAUUGGAACAUCAGCCUCCUAUGCUUUCUUAUGGUGGUGAGAAUGGUAUAACUGAAGAAGCUGUGAGGAGGUACUUGAUGAGGAAACCGAUGACGACUACAGAGCUACUUCAGAAAUUCAAAGGCCGCAAAACAGGAUUGACUUCAGAACAACUCGUCAAUGUCAUGACUCAAAUACUUAAAAGAAUUAAUCCUGUUAAGCAAACCAUAAAAAAUAAAAUGUACUUAUCUAUCAGACCUCAGUAAACAUCAAAUUCAAUUUUUGAAGUUUUCUGUUUGUGUGAUAUAUCACUAGAGUUUAUUCAAAAUGACGUCAUUAUUUUGACAAUAAAAAAAUUUGAUGUCCUAGUGAUAAAAAAUUCUGUUCUAUAUUAAAUAUGGACUCAUCUAUUUUUUGUCAAUAAGUCAUUAAUUCUAUGAAAAGGACAGAAUUGUUUUUUCAAAAAAAAUUUAUUUACGAAAAUAAUAAUACAUUUUGAAGAAUCAUUAGUAAUAUAAACCACAUUCAAAAAAUCUUGAUGAUGUUCAUCUCUAUGGUAAAGACUGAUGAAUUUUUAUACUAUUUGAGGCAAGCUGUGAUUUAUCAUUGUUUAUAUUAGAAACUUAAUUAUUUCUUAUAUUAUAAUAUUAUAAAAAAUAAUUGUGAGCACAUUUUAAUUUAAAGUUAGGAAUAAUAAUUGUCUAUAUAUGUAACAAUUAUUCUAAAUAUUAUGUUUUAGAAUAUUUAUUAUUCUAAAUAAUAUGUUAAAAGUUACAAUAUAAAUCUAUAUUUUAUUGAGUUUUUAUUUUUAUAAUAGAUUAAGUGUGGAAAAGCGUUAUCUUAAAUACAAUGUAAACUCAAAUCUGAAGGGACUGAUACUUUUAUUUGAGUUAUCUAUACUUUGAGCUAUCCAAAUGUCAUCUAUAAAGGUCAAGAACCAUGAGACUUUGGCUUAUCUAGGUUUUAAAUGAAAACAAUAACUGCUGUAAAUCAUUCCCAUCUUAAUGAUUCCUCAAAGAUUUCAAUUAAUUUAGUCUUUUGCCUAAGAAAGUAAAUGACACUUUUUAGAAUUUAAUGAAGAAUGUACGGUUGGUAUGCUCUAGUAAGUAUUACAUGUGCUGGACAAAAAACUGUAAAUCUUACCUUUCUAGGAUAGGAAACAGACACUUCUACUUUCCUUCUGUGUUUUAGAGCCCUUAGGUGCUAUAUGAUUGGCAUGGGAUAUUUAUCACAUGUUGAGGUUUUAAAAAUUAAAAUAUUGCUUUUUAGGAUCCUCUUUAAGGAAUAAAAAAUCUAUUGAAAAGGUAAAUAGAAGAGAAUAGCUCUAUGAUCCAUUAGAUAUUUUGGAUAACAUAAAAAGAAACAUUUUGGUACUUUUAAUAAAUAAAAACAUAUCCAGAUGGCAUGCAUACCUUUUGUAUUAGACUACUAUCCUCUAAGUAAGUGAGAGAACUACAAAAACCUCUUUUGUACCUAACAAAGAGGUCUUGAGCGAGUACAUUAAUGGAUUAGUAUAAAUUCAGGAAUUGCUUUGUCUUGCCAACUAUAAAAGUGGAGAAAUAUUGAGCAGUGAACUCAUUAAGUAAAUUAUUAUUUCAACAGUCUUGGUGAAGAAUGAAGUUUCACUAAUUGUGUACAUUGACUAGACCACCUUGAUAAUAUUCAUUUUUUUUUUUUUUUCGGUCCUCACCUUUAAGGCUACACAGAGUUUUCCCGGGCCAGGGGAUGUGGACGGGGAUCUUGAAGACCCCCGGCAGUGGGACACGAACUAGUGACUAUUUUAUAUUAAUUGUCUCAUACAUCAGGUUGCUGGGCAACGGCAGUGCUGUGCACACACGUUAGCCUUUUCGGCCACCCCGCCCACACGAUAAUAUUCAUAUGUGUAUACAAAUAAACCUGUUUUGCUGAUGUCUUUUAUAUGUCGAAUGCAUGAGAGAGAAGUUAGCUCUCUACUAGUUCUCCCCGGGUAAACUGAUUAAUAUUAAAUUGUAAUUUUCUUUGGGUGUAUAGAAAAAUAAACAUUUAGAAUAGGAAUGAAUUAUCGAUAUUAAUAUCGGCUUAUAACUAUCAAAAUAUCAGACGAAAUAUCGAUCGUCAAUAUUUUCAUCAAUAUAAAUAUUUUUUAAAUACGAAUGUCAGUAUAAAUAUUGAUUCUCUAGCAGAAAGUUUCAUAAAAAAUAAUGUUAUUUUCCUCUUUGAAUUAAUUAAUAGAAAUAUAAAAUUCUUCUAUUCUCCUUAUGGAAAUUAAUUUUCUAGUUCCUGUCCAUCUUUGUCAUCCUCAGCUUUUUUCCAGAAAUUUCCGUUUAACUAAUUAUGCCUUCCAUUCACCCAUAGAUCAGAUUCAGCGAAAUGCUAAUUUAAGUGCAUCCUACAUAAAUUUCUUUGAAAAUUCCUGGCCUUAGUUUGAGAAGGUUCUAAUUAAUAAAUUUGGGCAAAUUGAGUAUACUGAUUGAGAAGGGCCCCAUGCGCUAUUCAACUCUACUCAAGGAUGACUAUCGAUAGUCGAUAUUAUUGAAAAAGCUAUAUUUUUCUCUUCUGCACACUAUAUUCUAUAUAAAAUAGGCAAGAUUGAUAUAUUUUUUAUAAUAUAUAAUAGGUUCUUUAAAUAUAUAUAGUUUAGAGCGAGGGGUUUAUGAUAAUGAUUGAGAGCUAAAUUGUGGAAUAUUAGAGAUUGAGAGAGUAGAACACCUAAAACAGAAAAUGUUUGCUGAUGUGAGAUAAAAUUGGUCUAAUAUUGUAAAUAUAUAAGGAAAAUAAUUUUGAAGUAAAGCACUGCAACAAAGUAUUGGGAAAGUGGAAGACAUUGUAUCCUGUCGCCUCUUUUUUUUAAUAAAAUAGAUCAAGAAGAUGAUAUAUGUUUCAAUGACAUUAAAAAUAUUUUCUAGUAGCGCCAUGAGAAACAUGUUUACAUAGUUACAACAGUCUGCGAGUAACUACCUUUUAUGUACAACAAUCUGUUAGAAUGUUUUAUCAAUUAGAUUCAUUCAUUGAUUUCAAAUUUCUUUUUAUAUUUUCAUAAUCAUCAAAGAAAUAAAUGAUUAAAUUUUUAUUAUUAUUAUUUUUUUUAUAGUUGUUUUCUUCUAUGGCUCCCAGUUAAUAACAUUAUAAAGGUUCUUGAUACUUCUUAUUAUGCUAGCAUCAUGUUCAAAAUGAAUAAGUAUGGUUACAUUUGCAUCGCCCAACAUAUUUCUCAGACUCUUUCUCCCUUCUGGUAAUUCAGCCAGAUUUGUAAGAGUAUUGAUUACAUAUUUUUUCAAAUCUAAAGACACAUUACUUAAGGGAAGAAGUUUAACUAAUGUUUCAAUCAAACCACAUUCAAGAGCCUGCUUUCUCCCCUCUUUAUGUAUUGUUGCAAACUGCAAAACAGAUGUCAGUUUUGAUUUUAUUCCUUUGUCCUAUAAAAAUAUUGGUAAUGAUGAAGUCAGAUUAGAUUUACAAUUUAAAUAAAAUUAAUUAGUUUUCAAGAAUAAGAUACAUGUGCUGUGGCCAUUUCUUUGCAUAAUAAAGGAAUCAACCCAUGUGAUACGAUUCCAGUCUUCCCAAUCGGAUGUUUGGCUAUUUCGACAAAUAAGCUUGCUACAGCUUUUUUAAGUCUAACGCAUUCACCAGUCAAGAAGCAGGAAAGAUUAAAUACUCCUUCAGACAUUAGAGCUACUUUGGCACUAUCUCCGUCAUCUAGUAAUCUCAAAAGAGAGUCCAGAUGAUUU
Molecule: messenger RNA, 5135 nt
Organism: Nezara viridula (southern green stink bug)
Lineage: Eukaryota; Metazoa; Arthropoda; Insecta; Hemiptera; Pentatomidae
Source: the annotation of a GenBank genome assembly